Fonsecaea multimorphosa CBS 102226 is the source of this 2886-nucleotide messenger RNA. RefSeq lists its product as uncharacterized. NCBI's taxonomy places the organism in Eukaryota, Fungi, Ascomycota, Eurotiomycetes, Chaetothyriales, Herpotrichiellaceae. Gene Ontology annotation, molecular function: lipid binding. Gene Ontology annotation, biological process: phospholipid transport. Bases 1 to 2886 code for a protein of 961 amino acids. The transcript is spliced from 2 exons. Gene Ontology annotation, cellular component: endoplasmic reticulum; ERMES complex. The record is from RefSeq and is a predicted model, not a curated record.
AUGGGUCCCCUCAAAUGGUUCCUCUUCGUCUACGUGCUCGGUGGUCUCACCUUCGUGCCGCUCCUGAUCGCCCUCGUCCUCCUCUAUGCCUACUACACGCUCCCUCCGCCGGAAGUGAAAGCAGACAAGCCGAAGCCCACCGAUGAUCCUGCGCAGCUGCUCCGUCCCGAAGAUGACAAGAUUGCUUUCAAGACUGGUACCGACGAUCUGGCCGAGAAGUUCCAUCGAAAACACGACUCCGAUGUCGCCGCUGGAUACUUCGCCGUGUGCAGAGAAUAUGUGCCUGGCGGUGUUCCUGGGAAGCCGCCGGACAGGCUGACCCCUGCGGGCGACACCACGGUCCAGGAGUCUCCGAGCGUCUACCAGAGCAUGUACCGCAGCAUAUUCGAUCGGUCGCAGAAACCAACAAUCGAGCCCAAUAAAGAUGGGCAGGGGAAAAAUGUGAGGAAAACAAACAAUGUCUUCUAUGUGGUCUUGAGACACGGACAUCUCAUGCUUUACGACGAUAUACAGCAAUUGGAAGUCCGCUAUGUCAUCUCUUUGGACUACCAUGACGUCGAUGUGUAUGCCGGCGGAGAAGAAAUACCAGAGGGAGAACUGUGGAUCAAGCGAAAUGCCAUCCGAUUGAGGCGGAAAAAGACUCAAGUAGGAGACAAAGCCACUUCGUUACCGUUCUUCCUCUUCGGGCAGAGCCAGUCGGACAAAGAGGACUUCUACGAUGCUAUCCUGAAGAACCAAGAGAAAAGCAGCACCGAAGACCCACCAGGGCCUCAAUUGUUUGACGUCGAGCAUAUUGUGUUGCUGGUCCAGAAAUUACACUCGUCAGAAGAGCACUUGCAGACAAGAUGGCUCAACGCCAUGAUUGGCCGCGUCUUUCUGGCCAUGUACAAGACCCCAGAGCUGGAAGGUUUUAUCCGAGAAAAGCUGACCAAGAAGAUUUCGAGGGUGAGAAAGCCCACUUUCAUCACCAAGCUCGGCUUGCGGAAGAUUGACUUGGGUACUGGGGCGCCCUUCUUCACCAACCCGAGAUUGAAGGACUUGACGGUGAAUGGUGACUGCACGGUCGAAGCUGAUGUCGAUUAUUCUGGAGGGCUCAGGAUUGAGAUUGCGGCCACCGCGCGCAUUGAUCUAGGAACACGCUUUAAGGCUCGAGAAGUCGACAUGGUGUUGGCAGUCACAUGCAAAGCGCUCCAGGGCCAUGUGCUGGUGAGGUGCAAACCGCCUCCCAGCAACCGAUUCUGGUUCACUUUCGAGAAGAUGCCCCAUCUAGACCUCGACAUCGAGCCUAUUGUCAGUACUCGGCAAAUCACAUACACCUUCAUUCUCAGGGCGAUUGAAAGCAGGAUCCGAGAGGUGUUUGCCGAGAGCAUCGUACAUCCCUUCUGGGAUGAUGUCCCAUUCUUCGACACGAGACAUCAGAAAUAUCGCGGUGGCAUCUGGAAGACGGAACCCACCUCGACCACGACCACAGAAAUCCCCGAUGAGGAACCUGAGGACGUCAUUGAAGCAGGCAGUUCCGGAACUCAGACCCCAGUGGAGAUAUCGAAGGAGGACAGAACCAUGAGUAUGCCAAUAUUGGCGGAGCCUAAUGGUGUGGGCAGGAUUAAUUCUGCAAAGAAAUCCAUGGCUUCCUUGAAUGACCUUUUUGGCAAGAGAAAGCCGGAAACAGUGGACAGGCCCGACUCAUCGACGCCAAGAUUGAUGCGAUCACCCUCGUUUGCCAGCGCUGCGGACCCUACCAUCACUACAAACCAUGCUGAUGCCAACACACCAACUCGAGGAGCAGAUCCGACCACAAAUAGAGAGAGUGUUGCCACAAUUCUAAAAGAUCUGUCGUCCAGGUCAGUCUCUGGAAAUGGGUCGGAACUGGGCUCGCCGGCAGCGUCUCCUUCUGUAGAGUCGGCCAUGGCUGCAGCCAUGAAAGGCCGAUCAUCGAGUAACGCGUCAGGCAUAUCGGAAGAAGACGACCAACAAGGUCGCAGAUCUUCUUCUCUGCCGCGGACUUUGACAAAUGCAAGCCGUGCUUCAACUCAGACUACCGACUCUGGUGAGCCAAAGGAUAGUCGGCCAACCUCGGCGCAGGACGGAAACAAACCUCUCAAAAGCUUCUCGCUCGGUGCGAGGUCGUUGACGGGUGCCGACAGGAAGCAGGCAUUGGCAUCAGUCAAUGCUGCCGCCGCGGCUGCGCAGAAAUGGGGCUGGGGCGUGCUUGCAAGAAAUCGACAGCGUGAAGCCCAAGCGGCGGCAAACAAGGGAAAUUUGGAUGAGGCAUCAGGGAGUCCUCCCACUCCUCGAGAGCCGAUGGGGCGUGGAAGACCACUUCCGCCUCCUGGCGUUCCGCUGCCUCCCCCGGAGAGACUCCGACCGAAUUCUUUCCUGGUACCAAAGCGGAAAGCGGUGCCACCUCCGAUGCUGCCAAAGCGCCCCGAGAGGAACGGAUCGCACGAGUCAAUAUCGGCAAAAUUAUCACCGAAGCCACCACUUCCGGAACGACGCAAGAGAACGAGCUCGGCGCAGCCUGAGGAUGGUGCAGAGGAUGAAGUGUUUGUGGUCGAAGCCCCAACGGAAUCGGCUCCCACGAGCCCAGCUAAUGAUGAACAUCAUGACGACUUUUUUGGUCAUGGUGAGCCCACAUCGGCAACGACAGAGCCACUCGAACCUUCACCACCCCCGAGCAACGGUAGCGAGAUUGACGAGCCAGCUGCAGUAUCAGCCAAAGAGCAUCUCAAUCCGCCGUCAUCAGAUCAAGAAAGUGAGAGCGAAGCACCAGACGUAGUGGAGGAGCGGAUACGGCCGCCGUUACCUGCUCGUGGCAGUGCGACUCCCGAACAUCUUCUGCAAGAUGAAAACGAGGUGCAUAGGCAAGAGAUGGGCAUGUAUACAUAA